Messenger RNA from Penicillium daleae, 2013 nucleotides. RefSeq names its product putative copper amine oxidase. Gene Ontology annotation, molecular function: primary methylamine oxidase activity; quinone binding; copper ion binding. The record is from RefSeq and is a predicted model, not a curated record. Lineage: Eukaryota; Fungi; Ascomycota; Eurotiomycetes; Eurotiales; Aspergillaceae. Gene Ontology annotation, biological process: amine metabolic process. The coding region runs from base 1 to 2013 and encodes 670 amino acids. The transcript has 3 exons.
AUGAUUCAUCCGCUCGCCAUCCUCUCCGAGGCCGAGACGAACCUCGCCCGGGACGUCGUCAAGGCGGCACACCCGAACACAGUGAUCGAUUUCCGGGAGAUCUUCUUGCAAGAGCCGCCCAAGGCCCAGCUCCUGGAGUUCCUGGCCCUCGAACAUGCUGGUCGCCUGAGCCCAACCACGCCUCGACCGCCUCGUCUGGCACUCUGCCAAUACGACGUGAUUGGAUCCGACCGAAUUCCCCAGUUCCAUGAAUCGGUGGUCGACGUGGUGUCCCAAACCCGCGUGAAGCAUACCGUGGUUGGGAAACAACACCAUGCCAGCUUGACACUGAGCGAAUUCGAUGUUCUGGUUGAUCGCUGCAUGAGUUCACCCUUGUUCCAAGCCGCUCUGGCCGAGUUCAAGCUGCCAGAGGGAUUCGAAGUCGUGAUUGAGCCGUGGCCCUAUGGUGGCCUAGAUCACACCGACGAAAAUCGCCGCUACUUCCAGGGUCUCUGCUUCGCUCGCGAUACCCGGUCGGGCAACCCAGACUCGAACUUUUACUCCUUCCCUCUGCCCGUGAUCCCCGUCAUGGAUGCACACACACAAGAGAUCAUCCGAGUGGACAGGCCCGCGACGGGGGGCAAGAGUGACGGUCUGACGGAACAAACUUUCAAGGCGGAUAUCAUUGGGCAUUGCAAGCCUUCCGAAUACGUCCCCGAGCUUCUGCCGGAGGGAACUCGCAAGGACCUCAAGCCAUUGAAUGUGGUCCAGCCAGAGGGACCUUCCUUCCGCGUGACGAAUGAGUCCUUGGUGGAGUGGCAGAAAUGGCGCUUCCGUGUGGCGUUCAAUCCUCGCGAAGGUGCGACCAUCCAUGAUGUCUGGUAUGAUGGCCGCAGUGUGAUGCAUCGCCUGGCGAUCAGUGAAAUGACUGUCCCAUAUGCCGAUCCUCGACCGCCAUUCCAUCGCAAGCAGGCAUUUGAUUUCGGCGACGGUGGUGGUGGAAACAUGGCCAACAACCUUUCCCUGGGUUGUGACUGCCUGGGCGUGAUCAAAUACUUUGAUGCCGUGAUCACGCAAGCAGAUGGUACUGCCCAGAAGCUGCCCAAUGCCAUUUGUCUUCAUGAGCAAGAUAACGGCAUCGGCUGGAAGCACUCCAAUUGGCGUACGGGUCGCGCCGUGGUCACCCGUCACCGAGAGCUUGUGGUCCAGUUUAUCAUCACUCUGGCCAACUACGAAUACAUCUUUGCCUACAAGUUUGACCAAUCCGGUGGCAUCACUGUGGAGGCCAGAGCGACCGGUAUUCUCAAUGUGGUCAACAUCGAUGCCGGCAAGGUCAGCGAGUACGGCAACGUUGUGAGUGGUGGUGUCCUUGCACAAAAUCACCAGCACAUCUUCUGUGUACGCAUCGAUCCAGCCGUGGACGGCUCAAACAAUUCCGUCGUGGUCGAGGAGUCUCAUCCCGUCCCGAUGAAUGCCGUCACCAACCCACAUGGCAACUUCUACCAAGUCACCAAGACGACCAUUGAACGAGCCACCUACCUCGAUGCCGCACCCGAGCAUAACCGCACCAUCAAAAUGGUCAACCCUCACAAGACCAACCCCAUCAGUGGGAACCCGGUCGGGUAUAAAUUCAUCCCCUUGCCCACGCAGCUAUUGCUGGCGGAUCCCGAGUCUGUUCAAGCCCGUCGCGCCCAGUUUGCGCAACAUCAUGUCUGGGUGACCAAGUAUCAGGAUGGGGAGCUCUACGCCGGUGGACGCUACACCCUUCAAAGUCAGUAUGAAGUUGAUGGUGUCGCGGAUGCAGUCCGUCGAGGGGACGCGGUGGCAGACACAGACGUGGUCGUGUGGAACUCCUUUGGCAUCACUCAUAACCCACGCGUUGAGGAUUGGCCCGUCAUGCCUGUUGAAAUCUUUCAGCUGAUGAUCCGGCCCGCGGACUUCUUCGUGGCUAAUCCAUCCAUCGAUGUGCCAUCGAACAAGAAUGGCUCUUCACGGCUAGCGGAUUCGGAAUGUUGCCGGAAGGCGCAUAUCUAG